CUGGCGUUACAGGCCCUUUGGCGCCUGCGUAUUCGUGAAGUGUGAAAAAAGCGCGCCUCUGUUGGGACGGGAAAUCAGCCUUUCUAUUGGUCAGGGUUAGAAACCCCGCCUUUGAGGCAUUUUCAACCAAUGGAAGCGCGGCAUUCUUCAUUUAAACUGUCUAUAAAUUUCUGCCUAGUCAAAGUUAAGAGUGGCGCCAGGGAUUUGAACCGCGCUGACGAAGUUUGGUGAUCCAUCUUCCGAGUAUCGCCGGGAUUUCGAAUCGCGAUGAUCAUCCCCUCUCUAGAGGAGCUGGACUCCCUCAAGUACAGUGACCUGCAGAACUUAGCCAAGAGUCUGGGUCUCCGGGCCAACCUGAGGGCAGACAAGUUGUUAAAAGCCUUGAAAGGCCACAUUAAACAUGAGGCAAGAAAAGGAAAUGAGAAUCAGGAUGAAAGUCAAACUUCUGCAUCCUCUUGUGAUGAGACUGAGAUACAGAUCAGCAACCAGGAAGAAGCUGAGAGACAGCCACUUGGCCAUGUCACCAAAACAAGGAGAAGGUGCAAGACUGUCCGUGUGGACCCUGACUCACAGCAGAAUCAUUCCGAGAUAAAAAUAAGUAAUCCCACUGAAUUCCAGAAUCAUGAAAAGCAGGAAAGCCAGGAUCUCAGAGCUACUACAAAAGUUCCUUCUCCACCAGACGAGCACCAAGAAGCUGAGAAUGCUGUUUCCUCAGGUAAACGUGGAAUAAAUGGUAACAGAGAUUCAAAGGUACCUUCAGAAAGAAAGAAAUCUCUCUACACAGAUGAGUCAUCCAAACCUGGAAAAAAUAAAAGAACUGCAAUCACUACUCCAAACUUUAAGAAGCUUCAUGAAGCUCAUUUUAAGGAAAUGGAGUCCAUUGAUCAAUAUAUUGAGAGAAAAAAGAAACAUUUUGAAGAACACAAUUCCAUGAAUGAACUGAAGCAGCAGCCCAUCAAUAAGGGAGGGGUCAGGACUCCAGUACCUCCAAGAGGAAGGAUCUCUGUGGCUUCUACUCCCAUCAACCAACGACGCUCGCAAGGCCGGUCUUGUGGCCCUGCAAGUCAGAGUACCUUGGGUCUGAAGGGGUCACUCAAGCGCUCUGCUAUCUCUGCAGCUAAAACGGGUGUCAGGUUUUCAGCUGCUACUAAAGAUAAUGAGCAUAAGCGUUCACUGACCAAGACUCCAGCCAGAAAGUCUGCACAUGUGACGGUGUCUGGGGGCACCCCAAAAGGCGAGGCUGUGCUUGGGACACACAAAUUAAAGACCAUCACGGGGAAUUCUGCUGCUGUUAUUACCCCAUUCAAGUUGACAACUGAGGCAACGCAGACUCCAGUCUCCAAUAAGAAACCAGUGUUUGAUCUUAAAGCAAGUUUGUCUCGUCCCCUCAACUAUGAACCACACAAAGGAAAGCUAAAACCAUGGGGGCAAUCUAAAGAAAAUAAUUAUCUAAAUCAACAUGUCAACAGAAUUAACUUCUACAAGAAAACUUACAAACAACCCCAUCUCCAGACAAAGGAAGAGCAACGGAAGAAACGCGAGCAAGAACGAAAGGAGAAGAAAGCAAAGGUUUUGGGAAUGCGAAGGGGCCUCAUUUUGGCUGAAGAUUAAUAAUUUUUUAACAUCUUGUAAAUAUUCCUGUAUUCUCAACUUUUUUCCUUUUGUAAAUUUUUUUUUUUUUUUUUUUUUUUUUUUUUUUUUGCUGUCAUCCCCACUUUAGUCACGAGAUAUUUUUCUGCUAACUGUUCAUAGUCUGUGUAGUGUCCAUGGGUUCUUCAUGUGCUAUGAUCUCUGAAAAGACGUUAUCACCUUAAAGCACAAAUUCUUUGGGAUGGUUUUUACUUAAGUCCAUUAACAAUUCAGGUUUCUAAUGAGACCCAUCCUAAAAUUCUGUUUCUAGAUUUUUAAUGUCAAGUUCCCAAGUUCCCCCUGCUGGUUCUAAUAUUAACAGAACUGCAGUCUUCUGCUAGCCAAUAGCAUUUACCUGAUGGCAGCUAGUUAUGCAAGCUUCAGGAGAAUUUGAACAAUAACAAGAAUAGGGUAAGCUGGGAUAGAAAGGCCACCUCUCCAUUCUCUAUAGAAUAUAGUAACCUUUAUGAAAUGGGGCCAUAUAGUUUGGUUAUGACAUCAAUAUUUUACCUAGGUGAAAUUGUUUAGGCUUAUGUACCUUCGUUCAAAUAUCCUCAUGUAAUUGCCAUCUGUCACUCACUAUAUUCACAAAAAUAAAACUCUACAACUCAUUCUAACAUUGCUUACUUAAAAGCUACAUAGCCCUAUCGAAAUGCGAGGAUUAAUGCUUUAAUGCUUUUAGAGACAGGGUCUCACUGUGUUGCCCAGGCUGGUCUCAAACUCCACCAAAUGUACUUCUUAUUCAUUUUAUGGAAAAGACUAGGCUUUGCUUAGUAUCAUGUCCAUGUUUCCUUCACCUCAGUGGAGCUUCUGAGUUUUAUACUGCUCAAGAUCGUCAUAAAUAAAAUUUUUUCUCAUUGUCA
Messenger RNA from Pan troglodytes (chimpanzee), 2492 nucleotides. RefSeq names its product nucleolar and spindle associated protein 1 (gene NUSAP1). The record is from RefSeq and is a predicted model, not a curated record. Bases 268 to 1611 code for a protein of 447 amino acids. Gene Ontology annotation, cellular component: nucleolus; microtubule; mitotic spindle. NCBI's taxonomy places the organism in Eukaryota, Metazoa, Chordata, Mammalia, Primates, Hominidae. Gene Ontology annotation, molecular function: microtubule binding. The transcript has 11 exons. Gene Ontology annotation, biological process: mitotic chromosome condensation; establishment of mitotic spindle localization; mitotic cytokinesis.